CGCGUCGCCGCGCCUGUCACCUGCCACCUGUUGGGCCGCGCCGUCUCCACCUCACUACCACACCCCUCUCAAACCACCGCCAGGCCAACCAUACCGUUGUUGGCCCCUCCGAGCCGCCGACCCGUCAGUACCUCCUCAGCCAGCAAGCACGAUGGACACGCAGCCAAACGCAGAGACCAAGGGCGAGGCUGCAGCUGAAGCCAAGCCGGCGCAAGAAGCAGGGCAGCAGGACAGUAAGGCUGGGGAAGCAGAGGCACCGAAGGAGAUGAGAGCGGUGAUUCUGAAUGGCUUCGGUGGAUUGAAAUCGGUUAAAAUUGUGCGACGUCCUGAACCCGCCCUGGCUGAUGGGGAGGUGCUGAUCCGCGUCCAGCUGUGUGGCGUGAGCUUCCAGGAUGUGAUGGUGCGUCAAGGAGUGACGGAAGCACCUCCAAAGACCCCAUUCAUCCUGGGGUUUGAGUGUGCUGGUGUGGUGGCUGCUGUGGCAGAUGAUGUGGAGAAUGUAAAGGUUGGGGACAGAGUGGUGGCUCUGCCUGACCAUCGUGCCUGGGCUGAGCUGGUGCCAGUGCCUGCUAAGUAUGUUUAUCCAGUGCCUGAGGCAAUGCCCCUACAGGAGGCAGCUGCUGUGACCCUGAGCUACACUGUUGCUUACUUGCUGGUCCAUGACCUGGCCAACAUCACCUCAAAUCAUACAGUCUUGCUGCACUCAGCUGGAGGUGCUGUGGGCCAGGCAGUAUGUGCACUGCUUCAGGAUAUUGGAGGAGUCACUGUGGUGGGCAUUGCAUCCAAGAACAAACAUGAAGACCUCAAGUCCUCCGUCACUCAUAUAAUUGAUCGCUCCAGUGAUGUCCAUGCUGAAGUCCGAAAAGUGUGCCCAGAAGGGGUGGAUGUGGUGCUGGAUUCACAGGGUGGAGAGGAAUGCAACCGGGGCUACACACUUCUCAAGCCUCUUGGGCGCUAUAUCCUUUUUGGUUCAUCAAGCAUUGUGACAGGAGAGACAAAGAGCAUCUUAAGUGUUGUGAAAUCGUGGUGGCAGGUGGACAAAGUGUCUCCCUUGCGACUGUAUGAGGACAACAGGGGCAUCAUUGGCUUCAACCUGCGCCGCCUCCUUCACCAUCAGCCUGGUGGUCAUGAAAAGGUGAGGAAUGUGGUGGAGACUGUGUACAAGUUAUGGCAGAGUGGAGUUGUGAAGGCCCACAUUGACUCCACAUAUGCCCUUGAGGAUGUGACUGAUGCCAUGACAAAGAUGCAUGAUAGGAAGAAUGUUGGCAAGCUUCUGCUGGAUCUCUCAAUGGAGCCCAGACCCCGCCCCACCACCCCUGCCAAAACAAAAAAGGAAGAAAAGAAGGAAGACAAGGAAAAUGAAAAAGACAAAGAAAAAGACUCCAAGGAUUCAAAGGAAAAGGAUUCAAAGGAAGAUGCAAAAACUGAUAAGGAAGAAGAGGUGAAAGAUGCUAAAAAGUAAAUGAUUAUGAAAGUAAAGGUAAGUUGAUGAAAUUCCAACCUGGAGGCAAUUGGUAUUGACCAUGAACUAAAAUUAAGCUCCAUCAACAAUACUACAGAAAUAUUAUAACAAAAGAAAAUGUUACUCAGCAAUAUAAGCAUCUUUAUGCAGAUGUUAUGCAAAGAAAGGACCUUGGAAAGCUUGCAUGGAAAUACAACCAGUUUAUUGAGACUUUGCUUGGUAUUCAUUUAUUUCUUGAUGCAAUGUUUGGGGUUUUUGCUUAGGGUCUAAUGUGGAUUUGGGGAAGCAUGAUGGUGUAUAAUGUUUUUUAUUUACUGUCACCUACAGGACACAGUCCAGUGUGGUCAUACAUAUCCACACAUUACGCUUAUAGUCUUUACUGAACAUUAUAUACUGCUGAUACACAUGGGUUGUUCAAGUUUUUUAGUACUCCUGUAAAAUCUAGCACAUAAGUAAUGUACAGCAAACUCCUGAUUGCCUGCAACAUAGAGCUUAGGCCUUCCAAUCAUGUAAGGUUUCUAAAUGUCCAGAUAAUUAAAACUUCCAAAUAUUCAUAAUGAGUGCUCUAGCCUAUGAAAGCACAUUGCAUGCACUUUAGAAGGCUAUAGGACCAUAUACAUGCAAGUAGUUGUAUACUUAUGCCUUUAAACUGAUUCAGUAACAAAGGCUACUCUAUUGCAUAAGUGUAUAGUGCAUAACUUGAACCACAUAGGAUUAGACAGAAGGUUGCCACUAAGUGAUCUCUGCAACUUGUAAUGCUGUUUUCUACAAGCUGGAUUAGUGUGUUUUGCAGCAACUACUUAGUGAUGAAAAAUGCACUGUGCUACAAUUGAAUGUAUGGAGGUAACAUGCAUAUCUGCAAUUGGAAACUUAUUCAUUAUUUGUAAUUUUUUGUUAUAUUGCUUGAAUCUGAGGUUAGUGGGUGACUUUAUGAUUCAGAUACUCAUUGUAGACCAUGUGGGAGUUCACUGUAAACAAUAUUGCUCCAGUCUGAGUAUUGCAUUAUAGGCUUAUAACCAAAGAAAUCCUGGUUGUGGGAACAAGUUGUCUGGAUUGCAAAUUGAAUUGUAAGGAGACCUUAUCAGUGUUGAGUAUACCACAUUAUUGGU
Molecule: messenger RNA, 2571 nt
Organism: Scylla paramamosain (green mud crab)
Lineage: Eukaryota; Metazoa; Arthropoda; Malacostraca; Decapoda; Portunidae
Product: synaptic vesicle membrane protein VAT-1 homolog-like
Exons: 11
Coding region: 152-1462 (436 amino acids)
Molecular function (GO): oxidoreductase activity
Source: RefSeq, a predicted model, not a curated record